Mus caroli (Ryukyu mouse) is the source of this 2740-nucleotide messenger RNA. The record is from RefSeq and is a predicted model, not a curated record. NCBI's taxonomy places the organism in Eukaryota, Metazoa, Chordata, Mammalia, Rodentia, Muridae.
AUGGGUCAGACUUCCUCUUAGACAUCCCCUCCAAAGGAGGAUCCUUCUUUGACCUUCCAGAUGAAAACCAAAAUCCUGUCUCAGGAAAUAAUCGCCUUCAUUGAAUCAUCCCUAGAGAAUGGAAAGCUUCAGGAAAUAGUUUCUGCAAUCAGCAGUGCUCUGGGAGACAUAGAGAAAGCCCCACUGAACAUUGCAAUGAUCGGGGAGACCAGGGCUGGAAAGUCCAAUCUCAUCAAUGCUCUGCAGGGAGUGGGGGAUGAUGAAGAAGGUGCAGCUGCUUCCACAGGGGUGGUACAUACAACCACUGAGAGAACGCCAUACACUUACACAAAGUUUUCCAAUGCAAUACUGUGGGUUCUGCCUGGCAUGGGUAACAUGGGGUUUCAUCGCAUUCAACCUCAUGACUAUCUGAAGAAAAUCGAGUUUGAGGAGUAUGACUUCAUCAUUAUUGUCUCUUCCAGAUGCUUUAAAGAUAAUGACGCAGAACUUGCCAAAGCUAUUGUGCAAAUGAAUAGAGGUUUCUAUUUUGUUCGAACAUGCACAGAGGAUGAAAAAUUGUUUGGAUGUAUGAGAUUCAAUAAAGAGAACACAUGAAGAAUCUUUAAAUUCACUACAAGUAAACUCAAGGAAUGUAUCCACCAGGAGCCUCCAGUCUUCUUAGUCUCUAACUUUGAUGUGUCUGACUUUGACUUCCCAAAGCUGGAAUCCACCCUUCUGAGCCAGCUCCCAGCCUACAAACAGUUCAUGCUCACUUUGCCUAUUGUUACAGAUUCCACAAUAGACCGGAAGAGGGAUAUGCUGAAACAAAAGGUCUGGAAGGAAUCCACAACUCCAAGAGCAUGGGCUACCAUGCCAUCCCUGGGACUGACCCAAAAGGACAUGGAGAUGUUGCAACAGACUUUGAAUGACUAUAGAUCUUCCUUUGGUCUGAAUGAGGCAUCACUGCAAAACAUCGCUGAGGAUUUGAACGUGACACUGGAGGAUCUCAAGGCAAACAUUAAGUCUGCACAUUUCUCAGAUGAGCCAGAUACAUCCUUAACAGAGAAACUAUUGAAGUACAUUGGAAAUCCUUACUUUUCAAAUGUUUUCCACUUGCAAAAUUAUUUCAUUGACACAGUUGCGAGUGAUGUUAAAAUUAUCCUCAGGAAAAAAGAGCUUUUCACAGAGCAGGUGAUUCCUAAUAAUACUUCUACUUGUAAAUCAGUUAGGGCAUCCCAGCACCAAGCCAUGGCUUGGGCCUCCAGCUUUGAUGCAUUCUUCAAGAAUUUUAAGAGGGAAAGCAAAAUCAUCUCUGAAGAUAACAUCACCUUGAUUAUGGCUUACACAGAGGAAAGUAAGCUACAGAAAGCUGUUUCUGUAAUUGAAAAGGCACUGAGAGACAUCGAGAGUGCUCCUCUGCACAUAGCUGUGACAGGGGAAACAGGCACAGGGAAGUCCACUUUUAUCAAUGCCCUGAGGGGGGUGGAGCAGGAAGGAGAAGCUGCAGCUUCCACUGGGGCAGUAGAGACAACCAUGAAGAGAACUCCAUACCCACACCCAAAGCUUCCCAAUGUGACAAUAUGGGACCUGCCUGGCAUUGGGAGCACUGACUUCACACCACAAAACUAUCUGACAGAAAUGAAGUUUGGUGAGUACGACUUCUUCAUUAUCAUCUCAGCUACUCGCUUCAAAGAAAAUGAUGCACAACUGGCCAAAGCCAUUGCAGAUAUGGAGAUGAAUUUCUACUUUGUCAGAACCAAGAUAGACAACGACUUACAUAAUGAACAGAAGGGUAAGCCUAAGACAUUCAAUAAGGAGAAACUCCUCACGAAAAUUAGAGAUGACUGCUCCAGUCAUCUUCAGAAGGCUCUCUGCAGUGAGCCUCCAGUCUUCCUAGUCUCUAGCUUUGAUAUAUCGAAGUAUGACUUCCCAAAGCUGGAAACUAAACUCCUACAGGAUCUCCCAGCCCACAAGCGCCACAUCUUCUCACUGUCUUUGCAAAGUCUUACUGAGGCCACCAUUAACUGCAAGAGAGAUUCCCUGAAGCAAAAAGUCUUCCUAGAAGCCAUAAAGGCUGGAGCAUUAGCCACCAUUCCACUUGCUGGCAUGAUCAGCGAUAUCUUAGAGAAUCUGGAUGAAACAUUCAAUCUCUACAGGUCUUACUUUGGGCUGGAUGAUGCUUCACUGGAAAACAUUGCCAACGAUUUGAACAUGUCUGUGGAUGACAUCAAGGUACACCUUCGAUUUCCCCAUUUGUUUGCAGAACACAAUGAUGAGUCCCUAAAAGACAAGCUAUUUAAAUAUAUCAAACACAUUUCUUCGGUUACUGGUGGGCCACUCGCUACAGUAACUUACUAUCGCAUGACUUAUUAUUUGCAGAUUCUCUUUCUUGAUACUGCAGCCAAUGAUGCCAUAGCUCUUCUGAAUAGUACAGCGCUUUUUGAGAAGAAGGUGGGACCAUAUAUAUCUGAGCCCCCUGAGUACUGGGAAGCUUGAAAAAAUAAGGCAUGAGUUCCAAUCAGUGUUCACUCUUAGCUUUACCUUGGGCACGACUUCUAGCCUAGUCCUGAGGAGGGGUGGAAAGUCUCAGUGGCAGGCCAGUGGAUUCAUGCUUUCCCUUCUCCGGAUCCAGAAGAUCACCAUGGCAAGGGCUUAUAGUGCUUAUAGUAGAAAAAAAGAGUCUUCAACAUCGUGCAAAUAUGAGAGAAAAGUAUGUUUGCAUUAAAAUCAUUUCUAAAAAAUAAAACAAACACAUGAUGUG